AUGACUCAUCAUGUGCUCCCUGAAUUUAACGAAGAUACAGAUAAGUGGAAGCCGUAUCUCAUUAGGGCAGAUGCCUACUUUCAAGCUAACGGAAUCACCGAUUCAGCCAAAAAGAGAGCACUUCUCGUGGCAGCAUUGAGCACGCAAACCCUGCAAGUAUCAGCCGGCAAGGUCGCACCGCGAGCCCCAAAGGCGUUGAGCUUUGAGCAAGUUGUCCAGGUGCUAAACGAGUAUUAUGAUCCGAAGCGACAUGAAAUAACGGAAAGUUUCAAGUUUUUUAACCGCUGCCAGAUGGAAGGAGAAUCUGUCACGCAGUUUCUGGCCAUUUUCACAGACUACCAGGACAUUUUUACCACGGAACUCGGUCUAAUGGAGGGUCCUCCAGCAAGCCUGCACCUCAAAGAUGGAGCAAUUCCAAAGUUUUAUCAUCAACCACUCGUCAGCCUGCUGAGACCCGACCGCCAGACACCGACUAUGGCGGCUACGCGAAUUCAACGCUGGGCACUGUACCUCGGAGGCUACAAAUACAAGCUUCAGUAUGUUCCAGGACCAACUGAGGGGAGCCACGACUGGACACUGCCGCCAGACAGCAGCGUGUACGUCCGCAAUUACGGGCAGGGAGAGAAGCGGAUCCCUGGUCAUGCCAUUGCGGCGACCGGAGCACGAAUGGUAACCGUAGAGAUUCCCACUGCCAUUGUCAAGCGCCAUGUCGUUCAGGUGCGCCGCCGCUCGGAUUCAUCACCAAGGUUUCCGGAUACGACUGCUCGUGGUCCAGGGUCCAACCAGACGCCAGGUCCCAGCACGGCCACCAAUGCCAGCACUUCCUUGGAAGAGGCCGCCCCAGUUAAUUCUCCAGAUGCAGACCAAAUUGCGGAUGACAGCAUUCGACCUCGCACCCCUCCUCUCCCAACUACCUUGAGUCCGGCCGAAGCUUCGCAGCAAGUCCUGCGCCGGUCAACGAGGCAGCGCAAGCCAGUGCAACGGUUCCAUUUUUGA
Messenger RNA from Dermacentor andersoni, 996 nucleotides. The record is from RefSeq and is a predicted model, not a curated record. NCBI's taxonomy places the organism in Eukaryota, Metazoa, Arthropoda, Arachnida, Ixodida, Ixodidae.